This is a messenger RNA of Strongylocentrotus purpuratus (purple sea urchin), 2227 nucleotides long. RefSeq names its product proton-associated sugar transporter A. Gene Ontology annotation, cellular component: membrane. The record is from RefSeq and is a predicted model, not a curated record. Gene Ontology annotation, molecular function: sucrose:proton symporter activity. The transcript has 7 exons. NCBI's taxonomy places the organism in Eukaryota, Metazoa, Echinodermata, Echinoidea, Camarodonta, Strongylocentrotidae. Bases 621 to 2132 code for a protein of 503 amino acids.
AUAGGCUUUUUUCGUAAUGUAACCAAAUUUUAAUGCAAACCUUUUUGUGAAGUGCCUCGAUACAAAUUCAUUCACCUGAUAAGAAUAAUAGUAUUUCAAUAGACACAAACCGAACUGCAUACGUUAGUUGCUGCCAGGUAGGACAAACAUUAUGACUUGCCCUACCUAGCAACACUUAAUAUAUGCAGUUUGCAUUCUGACUAUUGAACUGUUGUUCUUAUCAGGUGAGUGAAAUAGUUUGUAUCAAUUAAGGCACUUCACAAAGACGUAUGUAUUAAAUUUGGUUUAAUAAAAAAUAUGGCCUAUUGCAACUUUGGAUAUAUUAUAGUUCCCUUGUGAGCGGAUAAUUGUAAAUCUCGGUGCAUUCGUUUAAACACUUUCAAGGAAGAACUGAACUCUUUAUUUGAUUGAAGAAACGAAGUUUGUGAACAUUUAUGUUGAGAAAAACGGUCAGAAAAAAGAUUUUCAUAAAUACUCUUCUACAAACAUUUGCAGUUGAAUAUCAUCUAUGGAGGAGAAAAGGACUUUUAUUUUUGGAUUACGUAUAGGCAUAUAGUUUCUUUUUGUUUUUGAGGGAUCGAGUGUCUACCUACUGGUUUUGAAGAUUGUUCAAAAGAAAAAUGACGAUCGACGGAUCAGCUGGAAUAGAAAGCGGUAUUCAACGCGAUGACAAUAAAAACGAAAGGGAUCGUCUGAUUCUCAGCGAAUCGCCGUCUCGUCGAAAUCAACGUCCAAAGCGGUCUUUCUGCCAGCUUCUUCGGAACGGCAGUCAGCAGUUCGCGCUGGAGUUCGCCUUCAGCUGCGAGACGGCACUCGGCACACCCAUAGUCCUCCAGUUAGGUUUACCGACUGUGCUGCAAGGGCUAUGCUGGGUUCUUGGUCCAAUAUGCGGCUUCGUGCUCGGGCCUCUGAUCGGGUCUCUCAGCGAUAACUGCACCUCACGGUGGGGUCGUAGAAGACCUUUCAUAUUCGUCCUAAAUCUUCUUGUAAUUGUGGGCUGUGCUGGCUACCUCAAUGUGCAGUAUAUUAGCAAUGAUGGGUUAGGUAUAACGGUGGCUCUUCUUGGUAUCUUACUGGUCGAUCUGUGUGCCUUCCUCACCGAGUCCACAUCGAGGGCCUAUCUUCUUGAUGUCUGCGAUGUCGAUGAGGUCACUCGGGGUCUACUCAUGAGAACAGUCAUAGGAGGUUUAGGGUGUGGCUGUGCCUACCUCGUCGCCGGCAUCAACUGGGUAAACACGCCACUCGGUGUCGUGAUCAAAAGCAACUACGAACUUAUCUUCCUACUCACUGUUCUGGUUUAUAUCGUGUGCGGGAUCCUAACAAUAACGAGCAUCGCUGAGGAGCCACUGGUCAUCAAGAGGGAGGAUGAGAAGGAGGAUGAAGUCGGGAUGCAAACGAUGAAGAAAUAUACAACUGAAGUCGACAGGGAGGGGCUUUCCCCACCGGAGGAUGAAGCCGUUCCUACCUUACGUGAGCGCAUCACAUCUAUCUUCCGUAUGCCCACGUGCAUGAGAUGGCUAUGUGUGACACAUUUCUUCGGCUGGGCAUCGUUUACAACAAUCGUACUCUAUUUUACAGACUACUUCGCUCAGGAAGUUUUACAUGGUGUGCCGACGGCUCCCAUCAAUAGCACAGCUUUCCAAUUAUACCAGGAGGGCACCCGGCUUGCUAGCUGGGGACUCUGUGGCUUUGGCUUCUCCACUGCUGUUCUUUCACUCCUUUUUCUCAAGAUUCGAUCUUGUUUUAGCACCAAGGCGUUGUACAUCGGGCCACCCCUCAUCUUUGGAAUCUGUGUGGGUAGCAUGGCCUUCUUCGUAGACUACCAGAUACUCACCCUGGUUCUAUGCUCAAGUUUUUCUCUCAUCUUUGUUACGAUCACGACCAUUCCCUAUGAUAUACUCGCGAACUAUCAUAGUGAUGAACAAUUUACCCACCCGCAGAAUGGACCAAUCCGCGGACAAGGAACCGACAUGGGUAUUUUGUUCGCGAUGACGUUCCUUGGUCAGAUUGUCAUCUCAAUUCUGAUAGGUCCACUGGUGACUGCGACGAAUUCACAGCUACCUGUCGUCAUCAUGACCACCAUAAUGGCGUUUUUGUCUGUUAUCUGUGCUUUCUUCGUCACAUAUCAAUAAGCGAGUUCGUAAAUAGCUCUGGACAGCAAGACCCCAAAAUAUCCACAGAUCUUAGAUACGAUGGAUACUUCCCACCUGUGCAUUUUAGAAUAAUC